AUGGGAAACUAAUAACAAACAAGUGGCUGCUGUGGGUUUUUCGGGAAAAUUGAUAAUCAUGAGUUGUGCUCCCCUGAGAAAAGAAUAAUCCAAAACUAAAAAUCCCCAAAAAGGAAUAAGCACAGAAAUGGUGAUGACAUUCAAGACUAGGAAAAUAUCGAUCCUAAUCAGAAAUAUCUGAAUUAACAUGCUGGAGCUGCAUUAUAAUCAAAUAAAUAUGCGCUUAAUGUAAAUAAUAACAUCACAGGCGAUAAUCAGUUUGAGGGUGAAAUGCAUAUUACCACCAGGAAAGAUAACGACCUUCUGGUUAAGCAUAUCAGAACUACUUCCAUGUUAAGUAAAAGUGAGUACAAUUUUACCAGAGUAAGGGAAUUAGCUAAAAUAGUAGAUUAAGCCCCCAAGCUUAACAUUAAAGUUCUGAGUUCUGGACCACUUAAAGGCCAUAUCCUCAAAAUAAAUGCCUAAGGACUUGAGUCCAGUGAGAGAAGCCAAAAGGAUGGAUUUGUAUAUUUUGGAAGCAAAAAGAGAAGUGGGAAGAGAGACUAAUACAAAUCAGAGAUCAUAAAUGACUUUAUUAUACCUUCGAAGGAUAAGGAAACUGAAAGAAGACACAGGGGAAGACAUCUGCAGAUUGAAUAUAAUAUGGACAAGAAUAUAUAUUAAAUCAAGGAUCUAGGUAUUGGGUUCGGGGCUUUCGUUAGAGUUGACUUUCCCCUAGAGCUUAAAGAGAAUCAAUUACUCAAUAUGGGAGAUUCCUUCAUAAUAGUUAACCUUGUAAAUGAUAGAUUAAAUAUUGGUAACAACAGCUUGAGUACUCACGAAUCUAAACUAAAUAAUGAAAGUGGCAUGAAAUUAAGAUUAAAGUUAUUUGGUGGUCCUUCUACUGGUGAAGUAUUCUACUUCUACCCCGAGAGAGAUGUAGAAGAUUAAGUUAUUAAGAUAGGCAGGUCUAAGGAAUGCGAUGUGAUGAUUGAAGAUCAAGUCCUCUCAAAGUUCUAAUCUCAUAUAUCUUUCGACAAGACCAAGUAAUGCUGGUAUCUAAGAGAUGGCUAUAACAAUAAAAAUUCACUUAACGGUACUUGGCUGUACCUUAAUGAUGAUUUCGAAGUGUAUGAUGGCAUGACAUUCAAAGCUAAUCAGACUUUGUUCCAAGCUUUCUUUCUUAAUUGA
Molecule: messenger RNA, 1170 nt
Organism: Stylonychia lemnae
Lineage: Eukaryota; Ciliophora; Spirotrichea; Sporadotrichida; Oxytrichidae
Source: the annotation of a GenBank genome assembly